This is a messenger RNA of Knipowitschia caucasica, 666 nucleotides long. The record is from the annotation of a GenBank genome assembly. Lineage: Eukaryota; Metazoa; Chordata; Actinopteri; Gobiiformes; Gobiidae.
AUGGACGACACACAGUUGGAACAUAACAAUCAGUGUGGGAGAGAGGGGGAGGGAGGGGGGGGGGGGGGGGGGGGGUGGGAGAGGGAGAGGGAGGGAGAGAGGGGGAGAGGGAAAGAGGAAAAGAGGGUGAGAGGGAGGGAGGAAGAGAGGAGGGUGGGGGAGGGAGCGAGGGGGAGGGAGAGAGAGGGAAAGAGAAAGAGAGGGGGAGAGGGAGAGAGAAGGAAAGAGGGAGAGAGGGGGUGUGGGUGUGGUGGUUGGUUGUGUUUGGUGUGGUUAGGGUGGGUUUGUGGUGUUGUGGUGGGGGGUGGUGUGGGGUUGGGGGGGGGUGGGUGUGGAGAGGGGUGUUGUGUGGUUUGGUUUGUUGGGGUUGUGGUGUGGGUGUGUGGGUGGUGGGUUGUGGGUUGUGGGGUUGGGUGGUUUGUGGGAUUUUAUUGUAUGGUAGAGGUGGAAUGGGGUUUGUGGUAUGGUUGGGUUGGUGGGUUUGUGGGGGUAGUGUUAUGUGGGAAGUUUUUGAUGGUGUAUUGGUUUAAUGGGGAAUGUUGUUGGGGUAGUUGUAUGAGGUAUGGGUUUAGAGGAAUGGAUGACGAGGUGUGUGGUGUUUGUGGUGUUUGUGUUGGUGGGUUGGUGGGUUGUGGAGGGUAUGGUGUGUUUGGGGUAUGUGGUUGA